Pneumocystis murina B123 is the source of this 3849-nucleotide messenger RNA. RefSeq lists its product as hypothetical. Lineage: Eukaryota; Fungi; Ascomycota; Pneumocystomycetes; Pneumocystales; Pneumocystaceae. The transcript has 11 exons. The record is from RefSeq and is a predicted model, not a curated record. The coding region runs from base 228 to 3806 and encodes 1192 amino acids. Gene Ontology annotation, cellular component: trans-Golgi network.
GCAAAGAACCGAUGCGUGUUUUUUCAUAUGUUAGAGCAUCGAGAAUACGAGUUUUGGUCAGAGGUGAACCUAUUAUAUUAGAAGGUUUAGAAGGAGUAAAUCCGAUAUGUAUAAAAGAAUUAGAGAAGAGAGAAGGUAAAAAAUAAGAAAAAUAAGAGGAAAAAAGAGUAAAAUGGAGGGUAUUUAUAGGUAUUUUAGAGAAGAUAGAGUUUUUAGAAGGUCAAAUUAUGUACGAGUUUAUGGUGAAAAAUGAAGUAUGUUAUGAAUGGUUAGAAACGUUUGAAAUUAGUCGAAAAAUAUGGGUAAUAUUGAGUGUUUUUGACGCAAAAAAAGAAGGAUGGAAGGAGGGAAUUGAAAGGGAAAUAAAAUGGAUCGGAAAGAAAUACAAAUCAGUAAGCGUGAUACGUUUUUUAGUGAAAAAUUUGCCAUUGGAGGAAAAGAUGGAUGGAAUAGAGGUUAUAGGAUUGUCAGAUAAGGGGGAAAUGGAAGAAAAAUCAUGGAGGGAUCUGGUUUAUAAUAUAACGUACAGUUUACUUAAGGAAUUUGAGAUUUUUGCAAGAAAAAUACAGGAAAAGAUGUGGAUUGAGUCUCCUUAUGUUUCAAAAUUUGGAGAAAAAGCUGAAGAAAUGAAUGAAUAUGAAGAAAAAAUGGAAAAGAUAGGAGGUACUUUAUUGAAAGGACGAAAGAUCAAGAUUUUAGGGGAUUUAUAUUUAUUAUCAGGAUGUACAUUGGAUGCAUUAAAAAAGUAUACGGAAUCAGCAAUGUUAGCUAAAGCGUCUAAAGAUUAUAUAUGGCAUGGUUCUGCGUUAGAAGGGAUUGGAGUUUGUUUAGUAGUUUUAUCAUUUCUUCAAAUUGAAUAUCAGAUACCGAUUACUGCUUUGCCCUCUUCACCGCCUCAAUUGGAUAAAAUAGGAUCGACGAAGAUGAUGACAUUUAAAGAAAUAGAUUUAAAUGUUUCAAAGCCUCAUGUUUUAGAUUUUCUUUUGGAUUUGCAUAUGAAUAUUAUUGAUUUGUAUCAGAAAUCGUAUAAUUGUUCGAAUGAAAGGGUUCCGACAUUAUGUUUUUCAGAAAGUGUGCUUCGUUUUGGAAAACUAUUAUCUCUUGUGCAUUUGGCGGGUGGUUGGAAUCACAUUGCGUUAAGAAGUAUUAUUUAUGAUGAAUUUUAUCUUAUUCCGAAAACACGUGUUUCUGGUUAUCCUCCAAAAGCAGAUAUUGCCUCAUGGUCAAUGCGUGCACAUAGCCCAUAUGUAAAUGAAUUGGACGUUGUUGAUAAAUGUAGAAUUUAUGGGGGUCUUGCAAGUAUUUUAGGUAUGGUGGGAUUUCGAAGAGCAAGAGCUAUGUUUUUACGAGAAAUUAUUUCUACUCUUACGCCUGUAUUGAUUAAUUCUAAAGUCGACUGGAUUACAGAUGAUAGUGUACGUUUAAUUGCUCAAAUUGCUUUAACGAACUAUUCUAUAUCUCCGAAACAUUCAAACAUGCAAAAUUCUAGUUUUUUAAUACAUAAUCUUCUUGAUGAUCUUUGUGAUUGUUAUGGCAUUUUAAGAAUGGAUGAAAGAUGUAAAAGUAGGUCUGAAGUGGAGUUACUAGAGAAAUAUGGUUGGCCUUCUUUAAAAAUUACUAUAUUGAAAGAAUGUAUUUCGUUUUGUGAAGCAUUACCUGAUUUUUCUGGAGUGUUAAAUUUUACGACUAAAAUACUUAGUAUUGCAUCCAUUUAUCUUUCUCGAGAUAAUCAAAUUCGUUUUGCAUCGAACAUUCCUCGUAUUAUUUUAGCUGUUAGGAGCCUUGGAUUAGAUGAGCUUGAAGCAGAUUAUUGGGAUCGUGAUAUUGUACAAUCUAUUGAAUUUAUACCUGGUUCUUCUAAAUUUACUCCAAUUCUUUAUUCCGGUUCAGAAUUAGAUAGUGUUGAUAAGGAUAAUAAUUAUCCAAGAGAUCCAUUUAUAUAUAAUCCUUUUAUCAAAAAGAGUAAUAUUCCUGUUAAGCAUCUAUUAGUUGAAGGAGAUGUUGCUGAAUUUAAGAUAGUUUUGCAUAAUCCACUUUCAUUUGAAUUGGAAUGUGUUGGUAUUUCAUUGUUUACUGAGGGUGUUGAAUUUGAAUCGCAAUCAACAUCAGUAGUUAUUGGUCCUCAAAGAAUACAUAUUGUUCGAUUAUUUGGUUGUCCUAAAGAGCCUGGCGAGUUUGUUGUUAAGGGAUGUAGAAUUCAUCUUUCAGGUUGUAAAGAUGAUAUAUUUCUGGUAAAUCGAGGACUUUCUUCUGUAGAACAUGAGAAGUUAUUUUUAAAUGUUUUUUAUGAAGGAAAAAUUAAAUCUAUGGGUCUUAAUGUUUAUUCCGUUAUAAAAUCAUCUAUUAUGUCAUUAAAAAAUGGAGAAAUCCCUCUCAAAAAUACAUUAUCAUCUAUACCUAUGACAAUAGAGGAGAGUUUUGAGGUUUUGCCUGCUCAGCCAAUUUUAAUAGUAACUAGAACGUCUCUUGUAAAUGGAUCUAUCAUGUUAUUAGAAGGAGAGCGGUCUACUUUUACAAUAACUAUAAAAAAUGUUUCUCAUAUUACUAUUAAUUUUCUUCUUCUUUCUUUUACAGAUUCAACAAUUAAUCCUUUGAAAGAUGCUUUGGCUUCUAAAAAUAUUUCAAGAGAAGAAAUAUAUGAAUUGGAAUUGUUUCUUUAUAAGAGACAAGCUUUUGUAUGGAACAAAAAAGUGUCUCAUUUUUCUUUGAAACCAGAUUGCGAAGAAGUUUUGGAAAUUGAGAUUUUUGGAAAAAGGGGUCUUACUGAUGGUAAGAUUCAAAUAGAUUAUGGAAAUGUUGAAAACGAUUCUUCUCAUGGACGGUUUUAUACUCGACGUGUUGUUGUUCCUGUUAUUGUUACAGUAAAUGCUUCUUUAGAGCUUGUAAAUUGUGAUGUCAUUAACAUAGUUAAUGAUAUUAAAGAGAGGGAAAAUAUUCCUGAUAUUUCUGAAGAAAUGGGUAGUUUAUUUCAAUACGCAGGAACACAUGAACACGAAGGAGUAGAAUAUUGUUUAGGGCUUUUGGAUUUUCGAAAUAUUUGGCCUAAACCAUUAUGCGUUUAUCUUAAUGUUCAAAAUGAGGGUGAUGAACUUUUUAAAAUAGAAAAACUUAUUUAUCCAGGAGAAACUAAUAGGCUUAUUUUUCCAUUGAAAAGAAUAUAUAUUUCUAGAGAAGAUUCUCAGAAACCUAUUCCUAUUGUUUCUACCCGUCAAUUUGUUGUUUCUAACACAAAAAAGGAUUCUGAAGUAGAUGAUUAUCAACAAAGAGAAUCAUUUUGGUUGCGUGAAGCACUAUUUAGGAUCAUUGAUGGAACGUGGGUGCAACCGGGAGCUGAUAGGAAAGGUGUUGUUGAAUUGCGUGGCUUACGUAUGACACCGAAAAUGGUUUAUUCUUUGAAAGUGGAAGAUAUUAGUGUUGUUCUUGAAAUAUCUGGAGUUGUUAAGAAAAUUCAAAGACUUACAUGGCUUGUAAAAUUAUAUGAAUUUGUCACUUUUACAUUGAAGAUUAUUAAUAGAAAAGAAUAUCCUAUAAAAACCCUUGUUCGAAUUCAACCCUCCUUACGCUAUCAAAAUCAGACACUUGUAGAUUUGUCUCGAUGUGUUACUUUUAAUGGUAUAAUGCAGACUGUACUUCCAUUGAUUGAAUCUCAACAAUCCCAUGAAGAAAAAUAUACAGCUGUUUUUAUGAAUCGAGGUGAAUAUGAAAUUAUGGCAUCUAUACAAGAGCUUUAUGGUCCUGACAAGGGGCGUAUGCAUGUUUCUAGGAAUCAUCUUAUCGUAAAAUGUGUAGAUGAUAUAGAAUUGUAGGUAUAAUCCAAAAUUGAGAUUAUGUAUACUUGACAUUUACUUG